Messenger RNA from Salvelinus fontinalis (brook trout), 2033 nucleotides. RefSeq names its product T-cell acute lymphocytic leukemia 2 (gene tal2). The record is from RefSeq and is a predicted model, not a curated record. The transcript has 2 exons. The coding region runs from base 313 to 651 and encodes 112 amino acids. Gene Ontology annotation, molecular function: protein dimerization activity; DNA-binding transcription factor activity, RNA polymerase II-specific; RNA polymerase II cis-regulatory region sequence-specific DNA binding. NCBI's taxonomy places the organism in Eukaryota, Metazoa, Chordata, Actinopteri, Salmoniformes, Salmonidae. Gene Ontology annotation, biological process: regulation of transcription by RNA polymerase II.
CACAGCGGUCUGUGUCUGGAAACAUCUCUCUUGAGUUGAACACCUCACACAAUACAGCAGACUGAAGGAGAGGCUCAACGACAGCACACGUCACACAAUAGGGGCUCACUCUACUAUUAAAUGUGAGAAGCGUGCGCUAGCCUUUCCCCUCUCUCCAUCCCUCCCUCUCACACACAGUCAUCAGAGAGUAUGAGAAGGCUGGACUGACUGGACGGACUAUACACAGGACUUGGUUACUGCAGUAGGAGUACACACUUCUACUACCUGAUACCUCUGUCUGCACGCUAAAGCACUUAACAGGAGAGCAGCACCAUGACCAGAAAGGUGUUCACCAACACACGGGAGCGCUGGCGGCAGCACAACGUCAACACUGCCUUCGCUGAGCUCCGCAAGCUCAUCCCCACUCACCCGCCAGAGAAGAAGCUGAGCAAGAACGAGAUCCUGCGGCUGGCCAUGCGCUACAUCAACUUCCUGGUGCAGCUGCUGGAGAGCCAGAGUGGCCAGCCUGCCUCGCACUCCCCCACAGCCCUGCUCACGUUCCUCAGGGGCAACGUGGAACGUCUCCACUCCUCCUCACUGACCUGGGGCCUGGCCAGCGACACUGACGCCCUCUCCCCUGGAUCAAGCUGUGACAGCACCGAUGCCUGGUAGUGUGCCUGCUGCAGUUUCCUCUGAUGGGUGAUCAUCUACAACUCCCUGGGUGAAACUGUCUGUCACAAGGCCCCCAUUCAUAGACUCCAUUUUGGUUCUUUGACACUUGAGGAGUACAGUGUUGGUUGUGAUGGCAAGCAGAAGAUAUUUGUGGAUGAUGCCCUGCCUGCUGAAUUAAAUAGAUUGAGAUGGAUUUAUUUAGCUACACUCUUGAUGUUGACAUUAUGACAGGGGAGGAUGGGAGCCAUGUGAAAUGUAAUCUGUAAUCUUCCCCCCUUCAUGUCAGACAUGUAUUUUCAUUUUGUCGGUGGGGAAAGAUGUCCACAUCAAACAUAAAAAGAAAUAAGGAUGCAUUAAGGCCAUAAAGGAUCAUUUAAGGGAAUUUAUUUGGGAAAGACAUUUCAGAAAAGAUAAAGUCUUGUCCAAUUCACCAGGACUGCAAUCUAAUUACAAAAUGCAAAUGUAACGGCUGUCUAAUUCCUCCUCCUCGGACGAGGAGGAGCAUGGAUCGGACCAACACGCAGCGAGGUAUGUAGACAUAAUGAUUUAUUAAAUGAAGACGAAACACGAAGAACACUUGAAUAAACUACAAAACAACAAACGACGUUAAACAGACCUGAACUUGUGAACAUAAAAAACAAUGAACGCACGAACGAGACGAGACAGUACCGUGUGGUGCAACAAACACAGACACAGCAACAAUCACCCACAAACAAACAGUGAGAACAGCCUACCUUAAUAUGGUUCUCAAUCAGAGGAAACGUCAAACACCUGCCUCUAAUUGAGAACCAUAUCAGGCAACACAUGUAACCCAACAUAGAAACACAUAACAUAGAAUGCCUACCCCAACUCACACCCUGACCAACUAAACACAUACAAAAACAAGGAAAACAGGUCAGGAACGUGACAGCAAAGGACACUUUCUUUUGUUCAAAUGACGAUUUUAUGAUGAGACUGAUUAUGACCUUGCUUAUUUGCAAAUCAAUAUUUAUUAUCAAAAUCCUGCAAUAUGACCACAUUCCCUGAUUGACACAUUGCUGUUAUACACAUUAAUUUACUAUUUAUUGGGACGACAGGAUUGAGCUGCAUGAUAACACAACUGACAAUCCUCUUUGAAAUAUGUUCCAAUUGUAGGACUGUAUUGUGUGAACAGAUAACAGGAAUAGUUUUUGUUGUCUGUCCAUUCAAGUAUUUAUUCAUCUUGCUCUUUUUGUACAAUAAGCAUGUCAUGUAACCAAAGAUUAUUAUUUAACCAUCAUUUGUCAAGGCUAUUGUGUUUUUUUUUUUUGUAAAUUAUGUUGGUUAAUAUUAAGUUGUGAAUAUGUUAUUUAUUAUAACUAUUUAUUUAAUAAUGAUUUGUUAAUAAAAAAAAUAUAAACUUU